GGGGUGGGGGCUCCGUUCCCGCCCUCGGCAGCCGCCGCAGAUCGCCGGCGCUCGGGCCGCCCCCGGGGAGCGUCUGAGGAGGCGCGAGGCCGCGGCUGCCGAACAGUGCGGGGCCGGGAGGCUCCUGACAGGCUGAGGGAGCCGUUGAAGCCCCGACCCAUGUCCGCAAGAUGGAGGCGGCGGGGGCGAUGGCGUGAGGACAGCAGCGCCGCGGGCGCGGGGGCGGCGGGAUGGGGCUCCUGCUCAUGAUCCUGGCAUCGGCCGUGCUCGGCUCGUUCCUCACGCUGCUCACCCAGUUCCUGCUGCUCUACCGCAGACAGCCCGAGCCGCGGGCGGACGAGGCGGCGCGCGCGGGCGACGGCUUCCGCUACCUGCGGCCGGUGCCGGGCCUGGCCCUGCGGGAAUACCUCUAUGGCGGCGGCGCAGAGGAGCCCGCGGCCGGCUCCUCCGAGGCCGGCGCCGCCACCACCACCGCCACCCCGGACGGCCCGACCCCGCCGACGCGGGAGACCUGCUACUUCCUCAACGCCACCAUCCUGUUCCUGUUCCGGGAGCUGCGGGACACGGCGCUCACGCGCCGCUGGGUCACCAAGAAGAUCAAGGUGGAGUUCGAGGAGCUGCUGCAGACCAAGACGGCCGGCCGCUUGCUGGAGGGGCUGAGCCUGCGGGACGUGUUCCUGGGCGACACUGUGCCCUUCAUCAAGACCAUCCGCCUGGUGCGGCCCGUGGCGGCCUCGGCCGGCGCCGAGCCCGACUGCCCCGACGCGGACGCGCUGCCCGCCGCCUGUCCCGAGGAGCUGGCCUUCGAGGCGGAGGUGGAGUACCAUGGUGGCUUCCACCUGGCCAUCGACGUGGACCUGGUGUUCGGCAAGUCCGCCUACCUGUUCGUCAAGCUGUCGCGGGUCGUGGGCCGGCUGCGCUUCGUCCUCACCCGCGUGCCCUUCACCCACUGGUUCUUCUCGUUCGUGGAGGACCCGCUGAUCGACUUCGAGGUGCGCUCGCAGUUCGAGGGCAGGCCGAUGCCGCAGCUCACCUCCAUCAUCGUUAACCAGCUCAAGAAGAUCAUCAAGCGCAAGCACACGCUGCCCAGCUACAAGAUCAGGUUUAAGCCGUUUUUUCCGUACCAGACCUUGCAAGGAGUUGAAGAGGAUGAAGAACACAUCCAUAUACAGCAGUGGGCCCUUACUGAAGGCCGUCUUAAAGUCACAUUGUUAGAAUGUAGCAGGUUACUCAUUUUUGGAUCCUAUGACAGAGAAGCAAAUAUUCAUUGCACACUUGAGUUGAGCAGUGGUGUUUGGGAAGAAAAACAAAGGAGUUCUAUUAAGACGGUUGAAUUAAUAAAAGGGAAUUUGCAAAGUGUUGGACUCACACUUCGUCUUGUUCAGUCAACUGAUGGGUAUGCUGGGCAUGUCAUAAUUGAAACCGUGGCCCCAAACUCACCUGCUGCUAUUGCAGAUCUGCAGCGGGGAGAUCGGCUCAUUGCUAUUGGAGGUGUGAAAAUUACAUCGACACUACAGGUAUUGAAGCUCAUCAAACAGGCUGGCGACCGAGUCCUGGUGUACUAUGAAAGGCCCGUUGGCCAGAGUAAUCAAGGUGCGGUGCUGCCAGACAGUUUUGGUCAGUUGGAAGAGAACUUUUUGUCAAGCUCAUGCCAAACAGGUUAUGAAGAAGAAGCUGCAGGGUUGGCAGUAGAUGCUGAAAAUAAAGACCUUGAUUCUGAAUUUGAAGACUUGGCAAGUGAUGUCAGAGUACAAACUGAGUUCAAAGAUGAGGCACAGUCAUUAAGCCAGAGUCCUAAACGUACUCCAACAACACUGUCUAUUAAACCCCUUGGCGCUAUAUCCCCAGUUUUGAACCGUAAAUUAGUUUCAGGAAGUCACCCACCACCACAAAAACUUCCAUCCAAAGAAGGAAAUAAACCAUCAGCCCCCAAAACUUCAGAGGUCACAGAACCAGCACAAGUGUCAAAACCCCAAGGACCCACUUUCAAACCACCUGUGCCACCACGACCACAAGUAAAAAUUGCUUUGCCUUCCACGGACACCCCAACUCAGGCAGACCCAGAUGUUGAAAAGCCAGAGAAGGUGCCGCCACCCCCUCUUGCAGAUAAAUCAGAGAAGCAAGUAAAAAGUGUGGAUCAUGGGGAAGAUUCAGCUGUAGUGAAGCAGGCUUCAGCAAAGCAAGAAUUGGUGAAAGAUCUUACCUCAGAAAGUUCCUGCCCCACUAAGGAGAUUUCGGAUGACCGUCAAACAUGGGAAUCAUCAGAGAUUCUUUAUCGUAAUAAGCUAGGAAAAUGGUCAAGGACCAGAGCAUCCUGUUUGUUUGACAUAGAAGCCUGCCACAGAUACCUGAACAUUGCACUGUGGUGCAGGGAUCCUUUCAAGUUAGGAGGUCUCAUUUGUUUGGGGCACGUUAGUUUAAAACUUGAAGAGGUGGCUUUAGGAUGCUUAGCUACAUCAAACAUGGAGUACCUUUCAAAGUUCAGACUGGAGGCCCCGGCACCCAAGGCCAUGGUCACUAGAACUGCACUACGAAAUCUGAGUAUGCAGAAGGGCUUCAAUGACAAAUUUUGCUUUGGUGACAUUACUAUUCACUUCAAAUACUUGAAAGAAGGAGAACCAGACCACCAUGUUCUUACUACUGUAGAGAAAGAAAAAGAACUGCAUGUGGUUGAAGAAGUUUCUACUGUCCCUAAAGAGGAGCACUUUGUAGGACAGAUGAGUUCUUCAGAAAAUAAACAUAGUUUCCAAGAUACCCAGUUCCAAAACCCAACUUGGUGUGAUUACUGUAAGAAAAAAGUUUGGACAAAAGCUGCUUCCCAGUGUAUGUUCUGUGCUUAUGUUUGUCAUAAAAAAUGUCAAGAAAAGUGUCUAGCUGAGACACCUCUUUGUGGAGCAACUGAGAGGCGAAUAGAUCGGACCCUGAAAAACCUUAGGCUGGAAGGACAGGAACCCCUUGUGGGCCUCCCUCCUCGGGUUGAGACCGAAGCUAAGUCAAUCAAUAAAACAACAGGUUUGACAAGGCACAUUAUCAAUACUAGCUCUCGUUUACUCAAUUUGCGUCAGGUCUCUAAAACUCGCCUUUCUGAACCAGGAACUGAUCUCGUAGAACCUUCACCAAAACACACCCCCAACACAUCAGACAAUGAAGGGAGCGAUACAGAGGUCUGUGGUCCAAACAGUCCUUCCAAACGAAACAGUGCAGGAAUAAAGUUAGUGAGGAAAGAAGGUGGGCUGGACGACAGUGUUUUCAUUGCAGUUAAAGAAAUUGGUCGAGACUUGUACAGAGGCUUGCCUACGGAGGAAAGGAUCCAGAAGCUGGAGUUCAUGUUGGAUAAACUGCAGAAUGAAAUUGAUCAGGAGUUGGAACACAAUAAUUCCCUUGUUAGAGAAGAAAAAGAAACAACCGAUACAAGGAAAAAGUCACUUCUUUCUGCUGCUUUGGCUAAAUCAGGUGAAAGACUACAAGCUCUAACACUUCUGAUGAUUCACUACAGAGCAGGCAUCGAAGAUAUCGAAACCUUAGAAAGUCUGUCUUUAGACCAGCACUCAAAAAAAAUGAGCAAAUAUGCAGAUGAUCCAGAAGAAGACCUUGAUAGUGAAAUAAGCCAGCUGAUAGACACCCAGCCAUUCAGCAGCAUCUCAGAUGACUUAUUUGGCUCAUCCGAGUCUGUUUGACAGGCUGUUUAAACUUUCAGAUGGUUGGGACAAGACACAUCUGAAGUACCAUGGGUUUAUAGCCACAUUCCAGUCCCUCACCGUGCACUUGGGCCUGCUUCUACAGUGCUUGCUUAUGUAAGAACAAGAAUGAAAGGUGGUUUUCCAGCAGAAACAUGACCAGAUCACUAAAUUGGUUGUUUGGGGUUGCAUUUAUAGUUACACUUUUUGGGGUUUAUACCAGGAAUUGGUUUUUACUAAUUUAUUUUUAAACUUUUCUAAUUAUGUAAGCUAACUUUUCAUGUUUACGUAUGUGUGAUGUCUCAAUAUAUUAUUUUUUCUCUUCUUGGUUUUUGAAUUAGUGUUCUUUAGGAUCCUGAAAGGUUUCUUGAAAUUUUCGUUUUUGUUUUCAUCAUGGUUAUAACAAAUUUGCUGCAUGCCCAAAUUGACAACAGGAAUCAUCAAGGGAACAGGUUUUAAAUCUUCUUUCUUCUAUACUUUUGAAGUUUGUCAUCUUUACUUGCUUGAAGUUUUUAUUAUUUUGGGUUUGGGGGAUUUUUGUUUGUUUUGGUUUUUGCCAAAUGUAACAUGAAAGCAGAUCCUAUACCUUUAAAGAGUUUGUUAUGCUGAUUUAGUAAAAAAAAAAUUUUUUUUUACA
Molecule: messenger RNA, 4314 nt
Organism: Nannospalax galili (Upper Galilee mountains blind mole rat)
Lineage: Eukaryota; Metazoa; Chordata; Mammalia; Rodentia; Spalacidae
Gene: Pdzd8
Product: PDZ domain containing 8
Exons: 5
Coding region: 231-3677 (1148 amino acids)
Biological process (GO): mitochondrial calcium ion homeostasis
Cellular component (GO): mitochondria-associated endoplasmic reticulum membrane contact site
Molecular function (GO): protein binding; lipid binding
Source: RefSeq, a predicted model, not a curated record